Molecule: messenger RNA, 1047 nt
Organism: Schistosoma margrebowiei
Lineage: Eukaryota; Metazoa; Platyhelminthes; Trematoda; Strigeidida; Schistosomatidae
Source: the annotation of a GenBank genome assembly
AGAAUGAAACUGGGGUAAUUUUGUAACGUGCGUUACGUAGUGUGUAUAACCCAAGAAAUGGCUUCUCGGGUAGCUGCAAAAGUGACUCGCAAAACAAAGGCAGUGGCUGAUUCUAUAGUUCAUCCACCAUUUCUAAAAUUAAUUAUACCAGCACAGCAAGCCCGACCAGCACCACCUUUAGGACCACAGCUAGGUAAACGAAAUGUGAACAUUGCUCAUUUCUGUAAAGAUUUCAAUGAAAGAACGAAAGAUGUUGUAGAGGGAACUCCAAUGCCGUGUUUUAUAUCGGUCAAGGCCGAUCGAUCAUACGACUUAGUCAUCAGUCACCCAUCAUCUAUGCAUUUGCUAAGAAUGGCUGCGGCAGCUAAGAAAGGUGCUUCCUCUCCAGGUACUGAAGUGUGUGGACGUCUUUCUCUUAAACAUAUCUAUCACAUUGCUGAGCUCAAAAAACAAGAUCCACAUUUGUUUACAGUGGAUUUGCAAGAUAUUUGUAAAAUGUUAAUUGGUACAGCACAUCGUUUGGGUAUUGAGAUUGUAACACAAGAUGACAUCGAAUCUGGAAAAGUUGACUACACACCCAGUGGAUAUGCGAAUUUCCUCCAAGAUCGUGAAGCAUAUCUCAAACAGAAAAAACUAGAGACGGAAACUGCCAAACAAAGCAAAAUGAUGAGAUUGUAAAUCAAUAUCUUGUAUGCAGUAGAAGUGUAGCUUUCCCAACAUUUAGCAGUAUUUUUUAUUGUUAUAAAUUUGUAAAGUCGGCUUAAUAAUGAAAGCAUUCGGUUUUCAACCAACUGAUCGCAGACUACAUAUCCACUUUUUCUAAUUGUUUGGUCAGUGGGAUUACACUACUAACCCUCAUAUACACAAUCCAGUCCAAAGAUAUGCCUAAACCUGUGCUUAACAAAUAAUUUACUAUCUUUAAAAUUAGUCCAUUCUUUUAGUACUGUAUCUUUCUGUAACACUAAAGAUACUUCGUGUCAAUUAACCUAUUGAUUUUGUUUGUGUAAGGCUUAGCAACAAAUAAAUCAUAUCAGAAAUGGAGACCGA